This is a messenger RNA of Brienomyrus brachyistius, 2234 nucleotides long. It is a transcript of the gene ctsa, whose product is annotated as cathepsin A. Bases 114 to 1529 code for a protein of 471 amino acids. The transcript has 15 exons. NCBI's taxonomy places the organism in Eukaryota, Metazoa, Chordata, Actinopteri, Osteoglossiformes, Mormyridae. Gene Ontology annotation, molecular function: serine-type carboxypeptidase activity. The record is from RefSeq and is a predicted model, not a curated record. Gene Ontology annotation, biological process: proteolysis.
GUAGAGGUAGGUCCGCUGGUCAUAUGACUUUCCGAAAGCUAUAUCCAUCCUGUGUUCAAGUUUUGGCUUGACUGAUUUAUAGGAUUGUUCUUAGCGCUCCUUCACCGCGCAAGAUGUGCCGCUGGGCUCUGUACUUUCUCUGGGGAAUAUCGGGAGUUUUCGGAGCUCCAGAUGCCGACGAGAUUAAGUACCUUCCAGGACUGCCGAAGCAACCAAGCUUCAAACAAUAUUCUGGCUACCUCAAUGUUUCUGGGAACAAACAUCUACAUUACUGGUUUGUGGAGUCCCAGGAUAAACCAGCAGCUGACCCGGUUGUCUUGUGGCUGAAUGGAGGACCUGGAUGUAGCUCCCUGGAUGGUCUCCUUACUGAACAUGGACCUUUUCUGAUCCAGGAUGAUGGUGCCUCACUAAUGUACAACCCAUUUUCCUGGAAUAAGAUUGCCAACGUGCUGUACCUGGAGUCACCAGCUGGAGUUGGGUUUUCCUACUCGGAUGACAAGAUGUACACUACCAAUGACACAGAGGUAUCAAUGAACAACUACUUAGCCUUGAAGGAGUUUUUCCGGCUUUUCCCGGAGUACAGUAAGAACGAGUUUUUCAUCACAGGGGAGAGCUAUGGAGGGAUCUAUGUUCCCACGUUAGCAGAGCGAGUGAUGGAAGAUAGCAGCAUAAACCUCCAGGGCAUCGCAGUUGGUAACGGCCUGUCUAGUUAUGAGAUGAAUGACAAUUCUUUGGUGUACUUUGCUUACUACCAUGGACUCCUUGGAAGCAAACUUUGGAUCGAUUUGCAGACGUACUGCUGCAAGGAUGGGACAUGUGACUUUUACAAUAACCAAAAUCCCAAUUGUUCCGCAAAUCUAAACGAGGUGCAGUAUAUUGUGUAUGGCUCUGGCCUUAACAUCUACAACCUGUAUGCCCCUUGUGCCGGAGGUGUGCACCACAGAGUGAGCUACACUGAGACCCAUCUGGUGAUUCAUGAUCUGGGGAAUAGCUUCACGCAGCACCUUUGGAGCAACUUGUGGAGUCAGAAAUACAAAGAUAUCACGACCAAGCACAAGUCGGUGAGACUUGACCCUCCCUGCACUAAUUCCACUGCAUCCACCAUGUUUCUGAACAAUCCCUAUGUGAAGUCAGCCCUGCACAUCUCUGCUGCCUCUCUGGAGUGGCAGAUUUGUAGUGCAGAGGUCAAUCUAAAUUACAAACGGCUUUACAUGGAUGUCCGCACGCAGUACCUGAAGCUACUUGGGGCACUGAAGUACCGCGUGCUUGUGUACAAUGGAGAUGUGGACAUGGCCUGCAACUUCCUCGGCGAUGAGUGGUUUGUGGAAUCGCUUCAGCAAGAGGUCCAGGUCAAACGCAGGCCUUGGCUCUACUACACUGGGGAAAGCAUGCAGGUCGGAGGCUUUGUCAAAGAGUUCUCUAAUCUGGCCUUCAUGACUAUUAAGGGGUCAGGUCACAUGGUGCCCACCGACAAGCCAAUAGCGGCCUAUGCAAUGUUCAGCCGUUUUCUGAAGAAGCAGCCGUAUUGAGAAACGGACUAUAUGCAAAACUGUCUUCACUUCCAAGUCCUUUCUUGGCAUCUGUCUGCACUGUGAACAAUCUUUGGCUUUAUAUGAAUUAUGCUCAUGAGGGGUACAAGAUGUAAUAUGCACUAAUUCAUUGUGAACAGCACUGGAUUAUCAACAUAAUGGCACGGCUUACUUUUUUUUUUUGUUGGGAUGAUUUUGUGUGUUGAAUGUCUGCUCGCUUGAAUCCAUGGUAAGAUGCUGGUCAUACUACUGUACCAUUUAGACUGUGUGACUGUAGCUGGAAGUUAAAAGGAUCGCAGUGGGUAGUGUGGGGUCCCAACUGGCCAGUGAAUGCUCUGCUGAUAGUUACGAUUGUAUGUCUUCUGUCUGAAGUUUUACUGGGUUUUAAUACAAGAAUAACGACACUGUUAUGGAUGCAUUCAAAGGGAAUGAUCACUGUCCUAGGAAAUCACCAAUUUGCCUUUUACUGGUGUGUAUCAAUAUCUGUCAUUUAGAAACUUCACUGUCAAUAAUAAAUUGCUGCUUCAUCAUUUAAGAUGUAUAUAUUUUCAGCCUUAUACACAGAAUUGUAUGAAUGAUGGACUUAUUUUAAAGAUCAGUAUUAUGUAUUGUCGAUUAUGUUUCAGUUGAAUUGGGAAUAAAGCCAGUCAUUGUGCAUCACUAAAGUUUACUUUUUUUUUUGUUAAUAAAUUCGUUUGCAUUGAA